Molecule: messenger RNA, 786 nt
Organism: Prunus mume (Japanese apricot)
Lineage: Eukaryota; Viridiplantae; Streptophyta; Magnoliopsida; Rosales; Rosaceae
Source: RefSeq, a predicted model, not a curated record
AUGGCUGGGUCAAGUGGUAGUGAUCUUUGUGCUCCAAUAUUCAAUGGUGACAACUAUGAAUUUUGGAAGAUCCGAAUGAGAACUAUUUUCAAAUCACAUGGAAUCUGGGAUCUAGUUGAAAAGGGUCUUGAAAUUCUAGAAUCGAAGGGGAAGAAGGUUGAUGCGGAAGGGUCAUCAGAAUCAGAGAAAGUAUCUCUGCUAAUGAAGGAUGCUAAGGCACUGGGUAUUAUCCAAGGAGCUGUCUCAUAUGACAUUUUCCCUAGAAUCUCGAAAGAGGAGACCUCAAAGGGUGCUUGGGACAUUUUACACCAAGAAUUUCAUGGCGAUAAGCAGGUGAGAUCCAUCAAGUUGCAAGGUCUACAUCGUGAUUUCGAGUACACAAGGAUGAGGGAUGAUGAAACCUUGUCUGUGUAUCUCACUUGUCUUCUCGAGUUGGUGAAUCAGAUGAAGGGUUAUGGGGAAGAAUUACCCAGAGCACAUUUGGUUCAGAAAUUGCUCAUAAGCUUGACCAAAGAAUUUGAUCCUGUUUGCUAUGUGAUUGAGCAAACUAAGGACAUUGAAACUAUUGAGGUGCAAGAGGUUAUUGCUGCAUUGAAGGAAUUUGCACAGCGCCUUGAUAGGCAUGCUGAGAGUACCACUCAGAGUGCUUUCAGUAGUAUGAAUGUGAAUCCAAAGGGAACUCAGUCAAAUCCAAAGAAAAACUGGAAAUCGAAGGGAAAGAAAUGGGAUCCUAAGCCUCAAAACUCUGUCAAUCAAGGAAGAAAAAAUGAUCAAGAGAGAAUCUGA